AUGGACAAACUGGAGGAGCCAGUGGAGGACUCAGAGGAGUCAGCUCACCAGCUCUGUCAGAGACGGACGGACAAGGCCCUCCAGGCCCUGUGUACCUGGUCGGAGAACGUUGGCAAGUUUUUCUGCCUGUCAGCUAACACAGUGGUGGGAGUGAAUGACAUCGUGGACGGAGUGAAUGAGCUGCUGAAGCAGGCAGAGAACAACGUGGCCAGGGAGCUGGACUGUCCCCUGUCAGUCGGGGAGCAGAACAACCAUGAGACCAAGGCAGUGUCCAAUGCUUUCCACAAAGUCAUGCAGCACAUUCAGAGUGAGCAGAGUCUGCUGAGGGACAUUAUGGAGAAAUAUCUGCUCAACACCAAGUUUAAGGGUGAGAUGCUACAGUGGCAGAAUACUAGCCCGACUCCAGACUCUCUGUUCUCUGUGAAGAAACGUAUCCGCAGCCUGAGGGCUCAGCUGAGGUGGAGACAGGUGGAGGAGGCCAGUCUGGAGGAG
This is a messenger RNA of Oncorhynchus nerka (sockeye salmon), 492 nucleotides long. RefSeq names its product serine/threonine-protein kinase 31-like. NCBI's taxonomy places the organism in Eukaryota, Metazoa, Chordata, Actinopteri, Salmoniformes, Salmonidae. The transcript has 6 exons. The annotation marks the transcript as partial. The record is from RefSeq and is a predicted model, not a curated record.